CGGAUGAAAUAGACCGGUCAAGGUAUAGUGUUGAAUAAAAGGGAUGUGCUUGUCUUCUUUUGCCAGGGAACUUAAAAAGAAGAGGCUGUCAAGAUGCCUGAGACUGGCGGCGCAUCAGUUGUUCCCAAGAAGGGCCUAACACUCGAUGACCUCAUCGCGGCCAUUGACCGACAUGAAAGGAACCCGAGCAACAUCCCAAAGGUCGAUACUUUCCAUUUCUGUGGGGAAAGAGUCUUAGAAUGGCUAGAGCAGGUGGAACAAGCUUUGGUCGGGCGGCCGAAUGUUGUAAAGUUUCAACGCAUCUUUCAGUAUGUCCUCCACAGCUACCAUCAGGAGGUGAAAAAAGUCAUAGAUGCGGCUCAAGGUAGCUGGGACAGGUUCAAGGAGGGGAUGCAGAGGAAAUACCACCUGGGAGACGGGUUGUUGACUACCACGGACCUUGAAGCGAUGAACAAAGAGGAUUUUACGACUAUAGGGGCCUUUGUUCAAGAAUUUAAGAAGAGGGCGCGAAAGGUCCAUGGGAUUUCGGAGGAAGCACAAUGCGCCAUCCUCCUGGGGCUACUCACAGCAUCGGAGGCCGUCGAAUUGACGAGACAUGGAGGAGGUAGCACUAAGCUCACCUGGGCCACCAUUGACAGAGGGGUGGAAGUUCGGUGUUUGGACCAGGUAGAACAUCGUCAGGAGCGCCUGCAAAGAGAGAAGAGAAAGGAAAGAGAUGCGACCGCUUCUGGGACCCCGGGAGUAACAAGGAUUGUUACAGACGUAUUGGCACAGCUAGGGUAUGCAACAGAGCCGGUGGUGCAAAGGAGGGUGGUGACGGCUGUUAAAGUAAAAGGAAAAGAGUCAGUGAUAGAGGAGGCUGGUCAGGAGGAGCUCUGGGAAGAGGAAGAGCCCGUGCCACAGCACUUGACGAAGGUUCAGCGCAAAGUGCCCCCGCGACUCUGCGAUGAACUGAAGGGGAGGAUAUCACGGCGCCUGGUGCCCAAUGUCCAUCUGGGUACGAUCCUGCCCAAGGAGGCAGAGUGGGCAGAGUCAGGUACGAAGAUGGACUGGAAGUGCGUAGCCUGUGGUACGGUGGAUUUGAUGGUGAAGGGUUCCAAGUGCGCAGCAAUGGUGGACACCGRGGCARAGAUGAACAUUAUUCGGGAGGCGGACGCGAUCAGAUUCGGGUUGGAUAUAGACCGUUCUGACUGCGGUAUUCUGCAUGGAGCCAGCUGUAAGGCCAUGUUUUGCGGGACAACCUCGAAUGUGUUCGUCGAGGUUGAAAAGGUGAAGGCAAGGGCAUGCUUCUUCAUAAUGCCAGACGUGGACCAUGGAAUCCUCCUGGGGAGGUCAUUCCUAAGCAGGACAGAGACCGUGAUGUUCAACAAAAAAGAUGGGACGUUGAUCCUCCUCUUAUGCGAUCCUGCCUGCGGAAAUUAUGAAAUAAUUACUUGUAGGAACACUGGGCCAAGGAGUAUAAGGAACCAGCCCAAUCCAGGAUCAUUCACAAUCGAGGAGUCGGAAGGAGAGUGCAAGAGGCUCUGGGCAGAGCCCGAAGCAGGAGAGGGCGUGAAAGCAUUUUCCCUCAGCCUGUCAGAUGUUGGGAAGGCCAUGGACCUGGUGGCCGCGCAUGAGAUGGCAGAUCCGGAUGCCAUCCAGGCCUUGAGGGAACAAGUUCUGGAAUUCCCUGAGGCAGGAAGGUUGAAAUUGGUAUAUCGGCUCCCAGGCAGUGGAGGGAACCCCGCAUCAGCGCAAACACAAUCUGAAAGCCUAGACCAGUCAGGCUCGUUGAACCCGGCAGGGAAUGUGGACGAAAUACCCGAGAGCCAGGACGACGAGUUCGAGGAAGGGGAAAUUAAGGAAGCUUCUCGUGCAGUGGAGUACGACGGGAUCUACCUAGAGAUGGGGCUUCUUCUGUCAUGUGAAAUGCGGCUAAGAGAUACGAGCGAUAGGGCUCAAAGGAUGCUACAGCGCUACUUAGUGCGAGACGGUCACCUUUUCGUGAGAAGGGAAAUGGGGAAUCCCAUGAGAGUCGUCUGCGGUAGGAAUCGUCAGAUCGACGUCGUAGCAGCGCUUCACGAUGGUAUUGCAGGAGGACAUCGAGGGGUACAAGCCACGUAUGCCGAAAUAAGUGAGUUGUACUACUGGGAUGGGAUGAUGAAUAUGGUCGGAAAGUUCUGCCGAUCUUGCGUACCUUGCCAGGAAAGAUCCCGUUUAAGGCAAGGAGAGCCGCUGCAUCCCAGGCUAGAGCGAGAGGUGGGGGCUGUAGUGCAUCUCGAUCUACUUUUUAUGCCACUUGGGGAUCAAGGCUAUUUCUAUAUCUUCGAUGCGCGCGAUAACCUGUCUGGGUUCGUAGACGGGCGUGCUAUUCGCACAAAGACCGGGUCAGUCCUGGUGAGCUGCAUCGAGGAGUACUACCUGCGUUAUCCCUUCGUCAGGGAAUUCGUAAUGGACAGGGGAUCAAAGUUUACCUGCCAGGAGGUGCAAGAACUGUUAUCAAGGUCUGACUUUACGAAGACAGCCAUGCCAAGAGGAGGGAAGGGGACACGGCUGCCUCAGAGGUCGUUGGGCGCAUCAGGAGGAUAUGAGCGGCAUUGGUCUCGCCAUCGAGAGAGUACUCCAGUCUACAAUGAUGGGGACAUCGAGCUAUUCAUGGACAGUUUCUGGGAGCAUGCGAGGCGUAUGGGCUGGACCGUCGCUCAGGCGAUUGAGAGAUUGAGGGGAGCAGGUAGGUUCGAAGAGCCCGUUACCAGGAUUCAUAGGGAGGCGACGACGAGGCAGGAGGUGGAGAUGAGGAUGGAGGAGUUGCGACCCUCGCCUGUGGGACCUGAUGGCAGGCCGAUCUGCCUGGAGAUUGGAAAUGCGUCGAACUUCAUCCCCGCGUUUGAGUGGUUCAUGCAAGAGCAGGGCAUACUGAGAGAUGAUUGGAUACAGACGCUGCCACUCUGGACCAGGAAGGCAGAAAGGCCACUGACUAUGCAGAUCAGGGACAUGGCACGAGAUUGGGAGAGCUGCAGGGCACAUUUGAGAGAGGCCUUUCAAUGGCCAGAGCUCCCUCAGCCCAGAGUCGAGAGGCGGCAGAGGAGUUAGAGGCCGAGGGACCCUGAGCCCAGGGAGGCGAGACCAUCUCGAGGAGGACGGAAGGCCCUAGCCA
Chara braunii is the source of this 3136-nucleotide messenger RNA. The record is from the annotation of a GenBank genome assembly. Lineage: Eukaryota; Viridiplantae; Streptophyta; Charophyceae; Charales; Characeae.